Trichobilharzia szidati is the source of this 1248-nucleotide messenger RNA. NCBI's taxonomy places the organism in Eukaryota, Metazoa, Platyhelminthes, Trematoda, Strigeidida, Schistosomatidae. The record is from the annotation of a GenBank genome assembly.
AUGGAAAGAUUUUAUCCAAAUUUCUAUUCUUAUACGAAAUCUCACUACGAACCAUUGCUUUCAAGUCUACUAACAAGAUCUGAACCAGAGCGUAGUGCUAAACUGCACAUUGACUGUAAGGAUAAUGAUGCCAGUGAGGAGAAACAAAAUAGCUCGUGUAGUGAAAGACAAAAUACGAACAUGAAUGAAGUCACUGAGCAACAGAAUUCUUCGGCAUCAUCCAAUAUGCUUCGGCAACGAAUUCAAAGUGUGGAUAGAACAAAAAUGUCACGUAAUCAACUGGCGAAAUGGACGACAACAGAUUCGCAAAGAUGGGCUCGCGAAAAUUCAGACCCUCCAGGCCGUGAAAAGUCUACUGAAGAAGAAGAUCUAACUGGUUCAGUCUUCACCGGAUCUGUACAGUCAUUUAUAUUGCCAUUUACUAGAAUUAAUGAAUACUUAACACCGGAAAUUAACGCUGAAUAUCACAACCACCCUAGAACUUUCGAAAGUGGAAUCAACUAUCUGAGCUUAGUUUCCCGUAAUGAUGUUCGAUGUAACAUCAUUCCAAACUGUCAGCAUUUUCCUGAUCUAAUGUCAACAUCUUUAACAAAGACAAAUUCACCAAUAAAGCGUAAGUCAAGAUCACUGCGUAACCAUUCACGUGAAAAAACACUACCAUGUUCAAAUCAAGACGAUAAAACACUCAUGACGUUAGAUUCUAAUAAUGUGUUCAUCAAUCUAAAUGAGUCCAAAUUACAGAUUGCGACAAAUCAGAAGAGCGUACCCCGUUCUAGAAGAUUACCGUCACCAUGUGUUCGUAUGAAAACACUAGAAACGGAUACAAAUUAUAAUGUAUCUCUCGAAACAGGUCAGAACACAAGCUCCUCAAACUAUGAUCUUCGACCGAAGCGAUUAAUAGAAACAGAACGCAUGGUUAGACAAGAAUUAGCGUCUGCAAAACAGAAAUCAGCAACUUUCAAUAGUAACAAUGGCAUAGACAGAGAAGAUCGGAAAUCAGCGAUGCAGAAUUCACCAAUACCUCUAAAAAAGUCGAGUUCUAGUGAGAGAAGACAAAUAAUUUCUCCAGAUACAAAUACACCUGUGAAUGUUUUAGAAGAAAUAAAUUCAUUUGAAAUGAGUGAUAGUGAGACCGACUUAUCUAGAGGAUUGGAAAGAACUCGAGUCCUAAGGAAAGGUGAUGAUUUAAUCAGAACUGAUGGAGAUUCGAAGUUAGUUCAAUUGAGUUUCAAGCGUGCGUGCAGUUAA